Messenger RNA from Cladocopium goreaui, 984 nucleotides. Lineage: Eukaryota; Dinophyceae; Suessiales; Symbiodiniaceae. The record is from the annotation of a GenBank genome assembly.
AUGUCAGACCAAGUGCCUCCUUCGGACACAUCUACAGCUUUGGACCAAUGGGACCUGGUUACACAUACCUCUGGAGAUGCUCAGGACAAGAAUGAGAAGUUGGCAAAUGUCGUCUACAACGAGAUCAAAGGCCAAAAAACUCUCCGUCAUGAGUUCUAUGUUUGGGUGGCGUCUGAGAUUGGGGUGGAUCCGACCAUCAUGUAUGCCGGGAAGUUUCAAGAUAUUCCAACGGCCAAGCCAAAGGAGGAGGGCAGUGUGGCACCUGCGUGUGUACCACUACAGCUGUUCUCCUUUUCUGAUGAUGCUGGGUUGACAGGGGCGCCGGAGCUGGAAAAGGCUCGUCUUCUUCUUCACCUUCUGUGCGCCUAUGGGUUUGAAACUGUGGAUGAAUCUGUCAAAGCACAGUGGAAGCCUGAAGAUGACAUCGCUGAAGGGCAACUGCUUUUUCUCAAAGGGCAACUGCGGAUCUUGACAGUUUUAUCUUUGCUGGCUGUGGUCCACCGACGCAAAGCUACGUUGAGUGUGCAUCCGACUUUGCAGCAAACCUUGCAAAAGGUUCGGUGUGUCCAUGUCGAGCUCACCAAUCGCAAGGCUCCCAAACCUGACAAGGUUCAAGGUCAGAAGUAUCUUACUGUCAAGAACCUCUUGGACCUUCCUCCAGAGUGCCGCAACGUGAUGUUUGCUUACAUCAACAAGAACGGCUCACCCUAUAGUGAAGAUUUGCUGUCGAGCAAGAAGCUUUUGGUGAACUUCAAUUUCAAGACGACCAAAGUGCCUAAAACCUCACCUUGGGCAGGGCAUUGGGCAAAAGUGAGCAAGGAUGCUUUGUGCCUGUGGGUCCAGUGCUUGAAUGCCAAAUGGGAUCGAACUUCCAAGCCGGGUAGAAGGCAACCCACCAAAGUUGAGGGUGAAACUCUCCUUGAGCAAUGUUACUUGGUUUUUUUAAGGUGCAAUCUAGGUACAUCACAGUCAACAUCAUUCUGA